AUGACAACAGACCCGACAUUCGUGCUAUACGACAUACCCGAAGAGGAAGAGAUAGAGAUCCCCGAUCCCUCCAUCUCGGUAGAGGUGGACGAACCGGAGUACGGCAAGUUCAUCAUAGAGCCCCUGGAGCCCGGAUACGGAGUGACCCUCGGCAACCCGAUGCGACGGGUGCUGUACAACGGCCUUGACGGGUCGGCGAUAACUUCCGUCAAGAUCGAGGGGGUGCAGCACGAGUACCAGACCAUUCCCAAUGUCAGGGAGCAGGUCACCGAAAUCCUGCUGAACGUCAAAGCUGUCAGGCUGCGGUCCGAGGUGGACCGGCCCGGCACGCUGCGGCUGGAGGUCGCCGGCGAGGGACAGGUUAGCGCUGCGGACAUCAUGGCGUCGGCAGACUUCGAAGUGGUCAACCCGGAGCUUCACCUGGCGACACUCGACUCCCAGGACGCCAGGAUAUCGGUUGAGCUUAACGUCGAACGCGGCAAGGGCUACCUCGAAAAACCAGAGGGCGAAAGUCAGACGAUCGGGGUCCUUCCCGUCGAUGCGAUAUUCAGCCCCACAAGAAAGGUCAACUACACGGUCGAACGCACGCGCGUCGGCCAACGUACGAACUUCGAACGGCUUAUCCUGGAGGUCUGGACCGACGGUUCCUUAACACCGGUCGAGGCAGUCAGGAAGGCAUCCAACAUUCUGGUCAACCAGUUCUUCCUGUUCGCCAACACCGAACAGACCGCUGAGGAAGGCGUGAACGGCCGUCAGUCUAUCUCGCUGAGCAUUCCGCCGGAGCACUACGGCAUCCCUGUGGAAAGGCUGUACCUCAGCUCGCGCACACUGAACUGCCUGAAGCGCGCAGGUAUCGACAGGGUCGGCGAGGUACUCCAGAUGAGCAGGGAAGAGCUGCUCAAGAUCAGGAACUUCGGCGAAAAGUCCUACACGGAACUGUAUGACAAACUCAGAGAGAACGACCUCCUCCCACCGGAGCUCGACCCGAACCUGACGAAUGCCGAGGAGCAGGUCGAAGAGGACACCGCCGAGGAGCAGGUGGCACAGGAGCCAGCCUAA
Geodia barretti is the source of this 1059-nucleotide messenger RNA. The record is from the annotation of a GenBank genome assembly. Lineage: Eukaryota; Metazoa; Porifera; Demospongiae; Tetractinellida; Geodiidae.